Molecule: messenger RNA, 1609 nt
Organism: Erpetoichthys calabaricus (reedfish)
Lineage: Eukaryota; Metazoa; Chordata; Cladistia; Polypteriformes; Polypteridae
Gene: qtrt2
Product: queuine tRNA-ribosyltransferase accessory subunit 2
Exons: 9
Coding region: 181-1431 (416 amino acids)
Molecular function (GO): tRNA-guanosine(34) queuine transglycosylase activity
Source: RefSeq, a predicted model, not a curated record
GGCUGUUGCAUGUAGCAGGAAUUCUACUUUAACCAGACCGGUGGAAUAGAAUGAUAUUUGACAUACUUGUUUGUCAAAUGCAGUUGUAACCAAGGAUUUUUUUAAUAUUUAUUCCGAAAUUGCGCUUCUUCAAAACUCAUACGACUAGGUGGAAGCCUGUUCAGAGAAUUGGCAGCAUACAUGAAGCUGGACAUUUCCAAAGUUGUGAAUGGCUGCCGGCUAGGUAGCAUACGACAUUUGGGCAAAAAUGCAGACCAAGUCCUGGAUGUUCCAGGAUGUAUUCUGUACACACGCUGUGGAGCAGCACCACAUCUCACCCAAGAAACUCUUGAGACCAUUGAAAAGAUGCCAGCAGUGACUCAAGUAACACUAAGUACAUUGGCAGAGCAUCAAGAGGUGUUGGAAGAUUAUAAAGCAGGCGCUGCAAGUUUUCUAGGAGUACCCAACUCUGUGCUGUACUGCUCACUCCAUGACCCUGCCUCUCCUUUUCCUACUGGUUUUAUGACAAAUAAGACUGUCUCAGUGUGGGGUAGUGGAGGUCGAAUUGAGAUGACUCCCUCAAAAUUCAUGGCACUCCAGGCAGCAGUGAAGCCAGACUGGUUCCAGAGUAUGGCUGAUGGAGAUACAUCAGGGCAGCACACCUCCUGGAAACGAGUCAGAAAGUCUGUGGAUCGCACCUUAGUUUUCUUAGAUGAGUGUCUGAAAUUGCAGAAGGAAUCACCGAACCUUAAAAACUCCCAGGUAUUUGGAGUGGUAGAAGGGGCUGAUGUUCUGGAGGAGAGAGUGCGAUCAGCACAGGAAACAGCCAAGCGCCCAGUUGCAGGCUUUGUUCUUGAUGGCUUUCAAAACCAUACCAUGUCCAAAGAGCUCCAGUCAAAACUGAUUUCAGCAAUUAUGGCAGAACUACCAGAUGACAAACCCAGGCUCAUUCAGGGAAUUGGCAGACCAGAUGACGUGCUGGACUGUGUGGAAGCAGGAGUGGACCUUUUUGAAAGCUUCUUUCCGUAUCAGGUGACGGAACGUGGAUGUGCCCUGUCCUUUAACUACAGCUAUCAGAUUGACCCAGAGACAGAAGUGCUGAUAAAAAACAAUAUUGUAAAUGAUGAAGUUGCUGGAGAAAGCUGUACUGAGGUGUUAGAAGGGCAGAUGACGUCUUUUGAAAUGGAUCUGAAAGAUAAAAGGUACUGUGAUGAUUUCAGUCCCCUGCUACAUGACUGCUCCUGCUACUGUUGCAGAAACCACACCCGUGCUUACAUUCAUCACCUUCUGAUAACCAAUGAACUUCUCUCUGGGGUUCUUCUCAUGAUUCAUAAUUUUCACCACUACUUUGGAUUCUUUCGCUCUUUGCGCCAGGCAUUGCAAGAUGGACACCUGGAUAAACUGAAGCAACACCUUGUUGGACAGAGGUGCCUGGAUCCCCAGAAAACAUGAAUAGAGUGCUGGUCUAUAAAGACGUAACAGAUUUUUAACCAGACCUAGUUUUCCAGUUUCACACUUGAUGAUGCAGUGUCUUUCUGUAUAGAAUGGGCUUUUCCAAUACUAGCAUUGUUAUUUUCAAAUUAGAGGUAACGUAAGAGUUUAUGUAAGUUAAAAAAUAUUUUUAACCAUU